Anoplopoma fimbria (sablefish) is the source of this 1407-nucleotide messenger RNA. Its product is annotated as urea transporter 2-like. The transcript is spliced from 9 exons. Gene Ontology annotation, biological process: urea transmembrane transport. NCBI's taxonomy places the organism in Eukaryota, Metazoa, Chordata, Actinopteri, Perciformes, Anoplopomatidae. The record is from RefSeq and is a predicted model, not a curated record. Gene Ontology annotation, molecular function: urea transmembrane transporter activity. Gene Ontology annotation, cellular component: membrane. The coding region runs from base 1 to 1206 and encodes 401 amino acids.
AUGGACACCAGCCCCCAGCCUUCACAGGAAGGAGCUCCAACUUGCUCCUUCCUCCUCAGAGCUGUUGGGCUUUUCACCGGGGACAUGCACCUCUGUGGAGAGUGGGUGAAAAGGCAGGCUGUGGUAAUCCAGCUGCUGGACUGGAUUUUCCGAGGGGUGGCCCAGGUCAUGUUCGUCAACAACCCUCUCAGUGGGAUCCUCAUCACAGCCGGCCUCUUCCUGCAGAACCCUUGGUGGGCUCUGAAUGGUCUGCUUGGUACCUUUGUCUCCACUGUGUCGGCCAUUUUGCUGGGACAGAACAGGGAAGCCAUAUCAGUGGGUUUAUACGGCUACAAUGGAACCUUGAUCGGCAUGCUGAUGGCAGUUUUCUCCACCAAAGGAAGCUGGUACUGGUGGCUGUUAUUGCCAAAUAUGUUCAUGUCCAUGAUGAGCCCGAUUGUCUCCAGUGCUUUGUCCUCAGUUGCCAGCAAAUGGGACCUCCCGAUAUUCACCCUGCCCUUUAAUAUUUUGGUGUGUCUACAUGUUGCAGCCACAGGAGCCAAUCACCCCUACUUUCCACAGGUGGAUAUCCAGCCAAAUGACCAUCUGCACACUGCUAAUGAAAGCCUGAAGAUCUCUCAACUCUUCCUGUCAGUGCCAGUUGGUGUUGGCCAGGUGUACGGCUGCGACAGUCCUUGGACAGGAGGUCUCAUCCUUCUGGCCCUGCUGCUGUCCUCGCCAACUAUCUGUUUCCAUGCCAUGUGGGGCUCUGCUGCUGGCAUGUUGUCCGGAAUUGCUCUUGCGGCCCCUCACAAGGACAUUUACUCCGGGCUGUGGGGAUAUAACAGCACUCUAUCCUGCAUUGCCAUCGGAGGGGUCUUCUAUGUCAUAACCUGGCAAACCCAUCUACUGGCUCUACUAUGUGCACUUUUCUGCGCAUACAUGACUGCAGCCAUAUCAAAACUGAUGUCCGUGCUUGCAUUACCAGCCUGCACGUGGCCUUUCUGCCUGUCGACUCUCAUCUUCCUCCUCAUUUCCUCUGAGAUCCCAGCCAUCUGCAGACUACCUCUGUCUGCGGUCUCCUACCCCGAGGAAAACCGGCGCUACCAGAGACAAUUAAAGGCCUCAGAAGAAGCUCAGCUCAGUCAGCAGAGCAGCGGCCAAGAAGAGGCUGAAGAAGAGCAGAGGACCGAAUGUCCAGUUGGUAGUGGACGGGAGCUGCUGUGAAUCUGAGUGUCAUUAGAGGAGGUGCUCUAACUCUGAGUGUGGGAUUGUGGGAUUAUCUGAAUGGUAUGGUGAUGUACAGUCUUGGUAUUUCAUCUCUUACAUAACAGUAUCUGUUAUAUAAAAUGGCUGGCAUUGUAGUGAAAAAUGUUUUCUAAAUGGCAAACAUUUUCUGAUUCAGUAAAGCUAUUUUGACAGCAGAGG